UCAUGGAUGUGAGCAACAAAUGUAUCUCUUGUAUUCUCUGAUGAAUUUCAAUCAUGGACCAAGUAUAAGAUCCCCCCUGUGGAACUAGGACCUAUCAUGAAGUUAUGGGAUAAAGUUUUCACUUGUUACUUGCUGCUGGACCACGUCCUCACAAACCCACUGCUGAGAAGUUUACAGUCCCUCCCAGCGGGACCGCUCCGUUAUGACUCACAGAGGAGGCUGGAUACAUCCUCAGCAUCUGAGUCAAGAAGUAUGACGGACAACAGACAACAAAAAUCACCAUUCAAAGACGAUAUGAUAACCCAGAGCCCCCAGCAGCUAGAGGAUGUUCUGGACUUCAUCAAGAGCACUAUCAGUAGACUGAGGAGAUCAGCCGAGCAGGGCACAGACUUGGCACUGAUGGAGAAGCGGCCGAGGAGGAGGGCACAGGCAGGAGGGAGGAGAGGGCAGAGUGGGGGCACGUGGGCAUCGGGUCAGGGCGGCGGCGGCGGCAGGCGUCGAGGGAAGGGAGGCAGCGGCCAGGCUCAUGGCUGCAAGCUGAGGCAGAUCCAGCUGAACGUGUCCGACCUGGGGCUGGGCUACCAGACCAGAGAGGAGAUGAUCUUCAGGUACUGCAGCGGGCCCUGCACCAACUCCGAGACCAACUACGACAAGAUCCUCAACAACCUCACGCAAAACAGGAAGCUGCUGCGGGACAGCCCGCCACACGCCUGCUGCCGUCCAAUUGCAUUUGAUGAUGACCUGUCAUUUCUGGAUGAUAACUUGAUAUACCACACCAUGAAGAAGCACUCGGCCAGAAAGUGUGGCUGUGUCUGA
Alosa sapidissima (American shad) is the source of this 816-nucleotide messenger RNA. RefSeq names its product glial cell line-derived neurotrophic factor. NCBI's taxonomy places the organism in Eukaryota, Metazoa, Chordata, Actinopteri, Clupeiformes, Clupeidae. Gene Ontology annotation, biological process: positive regulation of branching involved in ureteric bud morphogenesis; peripheral nervous system development; negative regulation of neuron apoptotic process. Gene Ontology annotation, molecular function: glial cell-derived neurotrophic factor receptor binding; growth factor activity; receptor tyrosine kinase binding. The transcript is spliced from 3 exons. The record is from RefSeq and is a predicted model, not a curated record. The coding region runs from base 97 to 816 and encodes 239 amino acids.